Amborella trichopoda is the source of this 1015-nucleotide messenger RNA. Its product is annotated as H/ACA ribonucleoprotein complex subunit 1-like protein 2. Lineage: Eukaryota; Viridiplantae; Streptophyta; Magnoliopsida; Amborellales; Amborellaceae. Gene Ontology annotation, cellular component: box H/ACA snoRNP complex. Gene Ontology annotation, molecular function: box H/ACA snoRNA binding. Gene Ontology annotation, biological process: ribosome biogenesis; snoRNA guided rRNA pseudouridine synthesis. The record is from RefSeq and is a predicted model, not a curated record.
UAGUAUGGUUCACCGUGAGUAAAUCCCAAAUCCCCAAACCCAAAAGAGCGCCUCAUCUCGGCGCUCAACCCUAAAACCCUAAAAUCGCCAAAAGAUACGAACUCUGCCAAAACCCCGAAACAGAGAGAGCACACAGCAAUGGCGAGUCUUUUGUUGAAUCCACUGAAACUGGACUGAAUUUUUUAUUUUGAGACUUCGAUUUUUUGUUUCUUUUUUGGUGAUUUUUCUCCGCCAUAGCUAGCGAGGAACAAUGCGGCCUCCAAGAGGUGGCGGUGGGUUUCGUGGGAGAGAUGGCGGUGGGUUUCGGGGGAGAGAUGGCGGUCGUUUUGGAGGAAGAGGAGGCGGCCGUUUUGGUGGAAGAGGUGGUGGUGGUUUCAGGGAUGAAGGUCCCCCUGCUGAAGUUGUUGAGGUUUCGUCUUUUCUUCAUGCAUGCGAAGGAGAUGCAGUGACAAAGCUCACAAAUGAGAAAAUACCGUAUUUCAAUGCCCCAAUUUAUCUGCAAAACAAAACCCAAAUUGGAAAAGUCGAUGAGAUAUUUGGUCCCAUUAAUGAAGCUUAUUUUUCUAUUAAGAUGAGUGAGGGUAUUAUUGCUACAUCUUAUGCAUCGGGUGAUAAGUUUUACAUUGAUCCUGCGAAGCUGCUGCCUCUGCAACGAUUUCUUCCACAACCAAAGGGCCAGGCUGCAGGCAGAGGGGGCGGACGUGGGGGCAGAGGUGGUGGACGCAGUGGUGGACGUGGUGGUGGUUUCCGUGGGAGAGUCGGUCCAAGGGGUGGAGGCAGAGGUGGCCCUAGAGGCAGCGGUCGGGGUGGAGGGUUUAGGGGCAGGGGGAGAUUCUAAGAUUUUACAUUUAACUAAUCUCUCUAAUUUCUAUGCACCUGUGAUUGUAGAGAGGGAGAGAAGAGAAUCUGUUCUUUUCUCUCUAAAUGUGGUUUCUUUUUUUUAUCUUACGGCCAAGAGGCUGAACCCUAAUGAACUUUUGUUUACAAUGCGAGUUCAAGUUAUUUUGUUUCCUGC